Myzus persicae (green peach aphid) is the source of this 724-nucleotide messenger RNA. RefSeq lists its product as uncharacterized. The transcript is spliced from 4 exons. The record is from RefSeq and is a predicted model, not a curated record. The coding region runs from base 240 to 707 and encodes 155 amino acids. NCBI's taxonomy places the organism in Eukaryota, Metazoa, Arthropoda, Insecta, Hemiptera, Aphididae.
CUGAAAUGUUUCAUUCCAUAACACGUAACUAUCUAAAUUAUAUAAAUUGUAUACCUAAUAUUAAAGUUAUCAAAUAAUUUUUAUUUUUAGGUGCUUUGACUGAUGUAUAUAAUGGUGAUGGUUUACCAAUAGAACCAAGACAGGACUUGUUUACUACAUUUGAUCAAAUAUCAAAGGACAGCAAUAAUGACCAAUGUAUUAUUAAAGAACAAAAUCAACAAAAUGAUCUGAAUAAAAUCAUGUUUGAAAAUAUUACGACAAUACUAGCAUAUGUUAAGAGAAUCGAUGGGAAACUUAAUGCGAUGGAAUGCAACUCAAAUACAAGUUACUCAAGUAUGAGCGUGGAAACUAACUUCUUAAGUUUUUUUCCAAUGAAAACUGUUGAAUCUCUUGAAGAAAUUGAAAGUAAACUUAUAUUGGACACUGCAUUUGAAGAAAAAUUGAUAAAUUGUGUUACUCAAAUUGGUGGAACUAAUAUUCCUAAUUUUAUAAAACGAGUUUAUUCUAGACUUUUUACAAAUCAAUUAGCAACAUUAUACUCAUGGACCGGGUUUAGAAAUAACAAACAGUUACAACAUCUAAGAAUAACUAAAAUCAUAAAAGAUGUAUGUAUGAAAAACUUCAAGGGAACAGAAGUGGAGUUUGUAACCAAUGUUAAGAAUUGGUUUAAAAAUGGUAGUCAACGCCAAUCGAGGCAAAAACAAUAACUAUUUUAUUUUUUUAA